AUGGCAGGUCUUCGCGGUGGGAUCCCUGCUGCUAUGGGUCGUGUUGCUUCUCCGCUUCAACGACUCCCUCCGCCCCUUUGGUCACCCAUUCUGGGGAUGUUGGGCUCUUUAUCUGGUGGCAGAGAGCUUCCUAGCCGCCGUUUGUGCUUCCUCUCGGACGGUCGAUGCAUGUUACAGUCUAUCCCGUUUUGGGAUCCAUGUCCUUCGCUUGUCCAUACAUUUCUCCUGUGCUGCAUCCCAGCAAUGCGAGGAUGCUAUGUUAGACUGGCUCGCAACAGAAGGACUGAUUUCGACGAAGAGCGUGCUCUUCUAUUAAGCCAAGAGACCUGCCACGACGAUCAAUCUGGUGGAAACAUAAAUUACUUGACCAUAGGACAUGACCAGUCACCUUCGGGCAACACUGAAACCAAGAGAAGAAAGAGCGGAUUCCUUGAGUCUUUGGAUACCGUUAGAUAUCUCAUCCCUUUCCUGUGGCCUAAAGGCAAAUUCCAUCUACAGCUUCUAUAUAUUGGAGUCGGUCUGUGUCUUGUUAUGGAUCGUGUACUCAAUGUGCUAGUCCCGCUGCAGCUCGGAGUGAUCACGGAUGUUCUUAGCAAAGGAGACGGAAGGCCUCCUUGGAAGGAGAUCAUGAUCUUCAUUGGUCUUCGGCUGCUUGAUUCAAGCGGCGGUGUUUCAGCUAUCCGAAGAUAUAUGUGGCUGCCUUUGGAGAACUAUUCGUACCAGAAAAUCACCACGGCGGCAUUCAACCAGAUCAUGGAUCUGUCAAGCGACUUUCAUGAUAACAAACGUUCUGGAAGUUUAUGGCAAUCAGUCGGCCGUGGUUCGUCUGUCCGACACAUCAUGCGUUCUGUUCUCUUCCAAAUUGGGCCCAUGCUGGCGGAUUUGUUUCUGGCAGUCAGCGUGCUUUACUUUCUUUUCGGUGCAUAUAUGGGGCUAAUUACUGCGGCUGUCAUAAUCGUUUUCUUGUGGUCGUCAGGAAAAAUCUUAUCCAAGCAGAAGGACAAGCGGAGGCAGUGGAUAUCCGACAUGGAGCAAGAGCACAACAUCCUGUGCGAAUCAACGACCAAUUGGCAGACAGUUUCUUAUUUCAACCGCAUUCCCUACGAGAAGUCUCGCUUCUCUUCCGCAGUGAGAGACCACAUGAGGUCCUCGAUUUCGUUCAAGCUGUGGUCUCACCUCGAAUCCAUGGUGCAGUCUACUCUCCUGGUUGCUGGACUGAUGGGGGCGUGUUCUUUAGCUGCGUAUCAAGUUGUGCAGGGCAAUAAGCCCGUUGGAAGCUUUGUUAUGUUGCUAGGCUAUUGGGCUCAGUUAUCCAGCCCACUCCAGUUUUUUGCAAGUGGGUUCUGUGAUAUUGCCCUUGACCUGGUCAAUGCCGAAGACCUGGUUGCGCUUCUCAAAAGGAAACCAGCGAUUAGAGAUCGGGACGGUGCGAGGCCCUUGAAACUGAACAAAGGGGAAAUUCAAUUUGAUGGAGUGAGGUUCUCAUACGAUGGUAGACGGGAAGUAUUGAAAGGUAUCGGUUUCGAGGCUCUAACAGGGCAAACGGUAGCCUUGGUUGGAGAAACCGGAGGCGGCAAGUCUACGAUUCUGAAACUCCUCUUCCGUUUCUAUGACCCAGCUCAGGGUUCGAUCAAAAUUGACGGUCAGGAUAUUCGUAAUGUCACUCUGGAGAGCCUCCGAGCCAACAUUGGAGUUGUUCCUCAGGAUCCAGCUCUAUUCAAUGAUUCUAUCAUGAACAAUAUCAGGUAUGCCAAGUCUUCGGCAACAGAUGAGGAGAUAUAUGAGGCAUGCAAGGCUGUCACACUUCAUGAAAAGUUUUUGAAUCUUCCAGAUGGAUAUCAGACAUUGGUUGGCGAACGAGGAAUAAAGUUAUCCGGCGGAGAGCUCCAACGGGUUGCCAUAGCUCGAGCGAUUAUCAAAGAUCCCAAAAUCGUGCUUCUGGAUGAAGCUACGAGCAGCGUGGACAGCAACACUGAGUCACAAAUCCAGCAGAGUCUAAAGACUCUCACUUCUGGGCGAACAACUAUUGUUAUUGCGUAUGUUUCCCCCAAAUUGCUUUCUUGA
This is a messenger RNA of Rasamsonia emersonii CBS 393.64, 2064 nucleotides long. Its product is annotated as ATP-binding cassette transporter. The coding region runs from base 1 to 2064 and encodes 687 amino acids. The transcript has 3 exons. Gene Ontology annotation, biological process: transmembrane transport. NCBI's taxonomy places the organism in Eukaryota, Fungi, Ascomycota, Eurotiomycetes, Eurotiales, Trichocomaceae. Gene Ontology annotation, cellular component: membrane. The record is from RefSeq and is a predicted model, not a curated record. Gene Ontology annotation, molecular function: ATP binding; ABC-type transporter activity; ATP hydrolysis activity.